AUGGUCUCCAAAUGCAAAGAAAUCGUUGUUGAUGAAAUUAUUUUUGAUCACAACGUAAAAGGAACAUGUUAUAUCUUUACACCAGUCAGAUCUGGGAAAAUAUUUUACUUCAUCCAACCAGGUACAAGUGAUCUUGUUAAGUUCAGUCCGCAAGCGGACUGUGGACAUUUACCAUUUGGCAUUUACAAUGAUGGGAACAAUCACUACAAAUCUCCAUCGGGUUACGCACAGGUGACAAAUAUUCAUCUCAACUUACCUAACAAUUUAGCUCAGGAAAACUUUAUUUUCAAUUCUCCACCAAUAUUUCAUUCGGACCUUGCGAGAAUAACGACUAAUUUAUAUCUUAUCCAAAAUCGCCUCAACUCUAUAAAUAAUUUAUACGCUCCACGAUCAAAAUCAACUAACGAAGCUGAAGUAAUUCCAAAUCAACUAGGGCACGAACUGGCGGACACAGCGGCAUUUUUAGAAUCCAAUGCAGGCGACUUUCUUCAGUCACAAAAGGAAAAAGUCCUCGAAUCUUUCGGCUUGCACCGUCUCGUCAAAGCAAUCGUUCUCGUUUCCAUUUGCCUCAUCUUUGUGAGCGCAAUCACGAUUCUGUAUUGUCAAACAUCUUUGGUACGGAUACCUUUGAACUUUCUCUUCAAAGGCAUAGCCACUGUAUUCUCGCUUCUUCUCGCAUCACUCUGCAACAAAAGUUCUUCUCAAGGCACAACCACGAAGCAACAACGAAGAAGUCAGGAUUACAGCAUAAUCAGCAGCGAGCCAGAACGUGAAUCUAUCCCGCUAGCUAAUUUAAGGCGCUCCCCAGUGAAUUUGCCAUCAUCAUCUAUUGCAACUGUUCAUCAACCCUCAGCUCCAUCAGCUUCCAAAAUCAAGUUACCAUUAGCACAGCCUACCAAACCCUACUCGAGUGUCUCUUCCAUUCAUCUUGGAAAAACUAACCAAAUGAUCUAUGUUCCAGCAAAACUUAACAAUUCAUCGAUUGUAGCUCUUCUAGACACAGGAUCCGCCCUCACAAUCGUCUCUGAUGCUGUAGCUCGGAAACUCAACGCACAGCUUUCCCACUCUACAAUUAUAAAAGGCAUCACAGCGAACGGAUCUAGCAUGAACCUUCUUGGCCAAUUUACUCCAUAUCUUACUAUUGGGAAGAAAAGUAUGCAGAUUACCUGCUAUGUCGCUUCGGAAACUAAUUGUUCUUCACCAUUCAUCCUUGGCAACGACGUCAUUCAACAAUUUGCAACAACAAUGUCCGUAAAUUACCGAUCUAACACAGUUUCGUUCGACAAUGUUACUAUUCCAUUCACAACUAUCAAUCACACCCAUUUCAACUUCCCACCCCUUCAAGUCUACUUGGUGGAUACAACCAUCCUACAACCACUUUCUGACAACAUGGUUAUAGGCACCACCAAAACCUCAUUUCCACAUAAUUGGGAGCUAUUUUCUUCAGACUAUCCACUACAUGAUCUACCAAAGGGAGUUCAAGUGGGAAAAACCCUUUCUUGUCCAGAAGUGGAUGGAAAUGUCUACUUACGUAUAUUCAAUUCGAACCAUGCCAGUAUUACACUGCCCAAAAAUAAAGCAGUGGCAAUAGCAGCUUUUGUGGGAGUAAAAAUGCCAUGGAAACCAGUAUUCUCAGUAUACAGUAAUGAGGGCUCUCACAACCAAGUUUUGCAAGACAAAGCAUUCUCGGAAUAUAUCCCCCCAGAAGCUGACUUUGCCAAAGCACUGCCGCACUUUCCCAAUAACGACAAUUCUAUAGAUCUUCAAAAUCGCGCCCAAAUUAAUCAUAGUAUUUUAAAUAACACACAACUUCAAAUGUUUUACAAAUUGUUGAAAAAAUAUCAAGAUUGUUUCGUAGGAAAUGAUGGUAAUCUCGGUCGUUACAACGGUCCAAUCACUCAUAGCAUUGACUUUAUUCCACAUUCAAAAGUUCCAAAACAGCGACCGUACCGAGUACCAUUGGAAAAACGCAAUGAAAUAGAACGUCAAAUCAAAGAAAUGCUAAGAACCCGUUUAAUAGAACCAAGCACCAGUAAAUUUGCAUCCCCAAUAGUUCUAGUUAGGAAAGGAGCCAAUAAAGACCAAUGGAGAUUCACUGUUGACUAUCGUCAAAUCAAUGCGAUAACCAGAACCGAAACCUAUUGUAUUCCCCAUAUGCAAGACAUACUAGAUCUUGUUGGUGGGAAGGAAAUCUACUCG
Ostertagia ostertagi is the source of this 2199-nucleotide messenger RNA. NCBI's taxonomy places the organism in Eukaryota, Metazoa, Nematoda, Chromadorea, Rhabditida, Trichostrongylidae. The record is from the annotation of a GenBank genome assembly.